CACUUAAUAUCCGUACGGAUUUUCAACACAAUUUAUGUUUGAAAAUAUCGUAGUUUCAAUAGAAAAAUUUUCCAAAUCCACGAAUUAUGAUAUAACUUAAUUCGCCCAACGAUUAAUCUUUUUGAGUUAGCUAUUUUAUCGUAACAAUAGGUUGUUCAUAUUUUACUGUGCAUAUCAUCGAUUGAUCAUCAUGGAUACCCCCGUAGAGUUGGAACCAUUCAUCAAAAAUGGUUUAAAACUGUUACGUCGCACUAAAGAUCCAAGUUCCAUUAAAACAAUGUUAAAACAUUUGGAAGAAGUCGUACAAGAACAGUACGGUGGAAAACGACAACCAACAAAUGCUGCAAAAAAAUUAGCUGUACCUACCAUCCUUUUAUCAAAAGAAUUGGGUAUUGAACAAACGGAAAUGAUUGUUGAUGAUGAGUCUAGCAGUUCGAGUUCUUCAUCAAGUCUAUUACCAAACACGUCUAAAUCCAUUGUAGAAGUGUGUUCAUCUCCACCACCUACCAUUACAUUGGAACAGGCUAAAUCAGAUCCAGUCAUAAAUAUUGAUUCAGAUUCCGAAAUGGAAACUGAAAACAUAGAGUCUUAUUCCUGUUGUGUUUGCAAAGACAGUUUUGUAAACAUUGGAAACAGUCUGGUAGAAUGUUUGGAUUGUCAUUCUAUGUAUCACCAAAAUUGUCAUACUCCACCAAUAACAGACAUUAACUUAAAUGACCCACGAAUUGUUUGGUACUGUAGCAAUUGCAGACAGAGAGACUCACAAAAAGUAGAACGCUCAUCAGGAAAAGAAAGUAAGAAAAGCUCUUCUAAAAACACUUCUGGAACGAAAACAGAAAAAUCAUCUAGUAGUAAAAGUUCUCAUGGUGUUAAAGGAAGUCAAAACAAGUCAAAAUCAUCUUCUGCCAAUAGUAGUCCUAAACAUUACCUAACUACUCCUGUGCUGUCUGUUGUGGAAAAAAGGGUUCAAAUGAUGAAAAAGAAAGCUGCCAAAAAAUCCGAAAAAAAAAAAUAGAAACGUAACAAUUUUUGUAUUUAGAAAAAUUAAGAAAAC
Messenger RNA from Sipha flava (yellow sugarcane aphid), 1054 nucleotides. RefSeq names its product integrator complex subunit 12-like. The record is from RefSeq and is a predicted model, not a curated record. The transcript is spliced from 6 exons. The coding region runs from base 191 to 1015 and encodes 274 amino acids. NCBI's taxonomy places the organism in Eukaryota, Metazoa, Arthropoda, Insecta, Hemiptera, Aphididae.